Messenger RNA from Theobroma umbraticum, 652 nucleotides. RefSeq names its product protein yippee-like. The record is from RefSeq and is a predicted model, not a curated record. Lineage: Eukaryota; Viridiplantae; Streptophyta; Magnoliopsida; Malvales; Malvaceae.
AUGGGGAGGUUAUUUGUGGUGAAUCUUGAAGGGAAGGUCUAUAGCUGCAAGCACUGCAGAACACAUCUUGCUCUUUGUGAAGAUAUUGUCUCCAAGUCCUUCCACAGCAGGCAUGGGAAAGCAUACCUCUUCAGUAAGGUAGUGAAUGUCUCUUCUGGGGAGAAGGAAGAUAGACAUAUGAUGACGGGGUUGCACACCGUGGCUGACAUCUUCUGUGUUGGAUGUGGAUCAAUUGUGGGGUGGAAAUAUGAAACUGCCCAUGAGAAGAGCCAGAAGUACAAGGAAGGAAAAUCCGUCCUUGAGCGGUUUAAGGUCUCUGGUCCUGACGGAAGCCAUUACUGGGUCAGCCAUGAGGCACAUGUUGGUGGGAGUGAUGCAGAUGAUGUUUGAUUAACUAUGAAUUCCGGUCCAUUCCAAUUGUUCAUUCUUUAGCCCCUUGUUCUCAGUCAGCUCAUCUGAAUCCUUAAAACUGGGCAUUCCUUAUUGAAGCAGCUUGUCCAACCUGCUGUGAAUAACAUGAUUGGAAAAACAUUGAAUUGUUCAUUCUGAUUUAGCUAAUGUCAAAACCUGAUUGAAUAUUGUGUUGCAAAUUGAAGUUUCAGAUGUCAAUAUUCAUAAACUUUACUCAAGGAUUUCUAUCUUUCACGCAGAA